ACGGAAGUGAAAUGUAGUAAUGUACUGUUGCUAUUGCCAGUGACCUUCGACCCAAUAAGGUUGACAAGAUCAAAGAUGGAUCUUCUCUCUGCUGUAGUAAAAUUUAAUAACCAGACAAAUGGAAGAGACAAAUUAUGCAGGUUAUUCCAGUAUGGCACUAAAUGUGGUUGGUGGAGCAUAGAGAAGCUCAGAGAUGACCCUAGUCUCAUCAAGAAACUGAAAGAUUUGGAGUACCACCUGGGAACCUUUAGGAAAUUACUGAGAUUUGGCAAAAGUUUGGAUAUAUUGCAAGGUGCUUUGAAGACGCUUCACUUAGAUGACAUUGCUUUACGAGCAACAAUUUCAUUGGCUAAGAUCAACCAAUCACUAUACCUGCUUUUGGACCAUGUCAUCUGGUUGGCUAGAGUUGGACUCAUAGAUAUCGACAAAAAAUAUUGGGGAAAGACCUCCGCCAAAUUUUGGAUGACGCAAAUUAUCUUGAAUUUGACCAGGAACUUGUAUGACAUAUGUAGCGCUGUUUCAAAUGAGCUAUAUAAAAGGAACAAGUCAAAACGCUCCAGAGGAGAUAAAAAUGGAGAUAUCGAAGCCUCUAUUAAUCCAGCUCCAAAACAAACCCCCCUGCUUCUGAAAGUCAUUGGUGAUAACAAACCAGUAUUCUUAGAUUCAGCUAAAAAUGUUGCUGAUGUGUGGCUUCCAAUGUCUGUAUUAGGACAUGUAAAUAUAUCACCAGGAACGCAAGGCAUGCUGGGAGUGAUAUCCUCUUGUAUCGCCAUCUUGGUUACGUGGAACCCAACUUUAAAACUGGUGCCUUAGUUUAAUGUGUAAUACCUGAUCGUUGCAGUAUAACUUGCUCAUAAUUUUAACACUUUUGGGGUUUACUGAUUGCCAAUUAGUGUUCAUUUAAAGGGUUGAAAAUAUAAGCAACAUGGCAAAGCAACAUGUGUCCUAGGGCCAUGUUUACAUGUGAACUGUCAUUGCUUUUACUGUAUUUUUUAUAUUUAUAUGAUUUUAAAUUUUAUCCCUUUGAUCAAAUUGAGAUUUGAAGGUGUAAUAUUAAUUUAAUUAUGAAUAUUGUAAAAUUAUGUAUCCUAUGUAUAUUAUUUUUGUAAGCAAUGUCCUGUUGUGAACAAUAACUGAAUUAAAGACUAAUAUAAGC
This is a messenger RNA of Owenia fusiformis, 1156 nucleotides long. The record is from the annotation of a GenBank genome assembly. Lineage: Eukaryota; Metazoa; Annelida; Polychaeta; Sabellida; Oweniidae.